Messenger RNA from Peronospora matthiolae, 147 nucleotides. The record is from the annotation of a GenBank genome assembly. Lineage: Eukaryota; Oomycota; Peronosporomycetes; Peronosporales; Peronosporaceae.
AUGGAGUCGUGCAAUGGGGUUCGCACCACUAUCGGAGACGAGUGCAACAUGGACGACGAAGAGGACGCUGAGUACCUACCAGCAAGAAGAGCGAAGGGUGACCCCAGUGUGAAGUCCUUUCAGUCGCUGGUGGGAAGCCCGCUAUGA